Messenger RNA from Bursaphelenchus xylophilus (pine wood nematode), 3584 nucleotides. Lineage: Eukaryota; Metazoa; Nematoda; Chromadorea; Rhabditida; Aphelenchoididae. The record is from the annotation of a GenBank genome assembly.
AUGGACGAACGACCUCCGACUUCUAGAGUCCGCACAACCAGCUCGCGGCCCAAAACGGCCAGUCAAGGUAGGACGACUGCGGUUGUAAUGGUUACAUAACCGGGAAUGUUGGUAACGCAACUCCUUAUGCUCUUCCAGGUCGUGCCCCCACCUCUAUUGGACGACCUCCAUCCUCCGUUUCCCGACCCCCCUCGGCUGUAGCCAGGCCUCCGUCGUCCUCGGGAAGGCCAAUAUCUUCAUUGGGCCGGCCGUCCAGUCGUCGUUCCAUAGUUCCUGAUGGCACGCAAUCUGGUGGGUCUCUUACGCUAUCAUAGUCGUUAAGUCUAAUGCAGAUGUAAAGAGUAAUAAAAGGUGUUUUCAGAAGUGAAUACGGCCAUGGUUUGUUUGUUUUUCUUGCGAAAAAAUAAGAUUUAUAAUAGGUGAUUCGAUCGGCUAGUCGCAUUGGCUCGGCCUUCCCCGGAUCUCGGGCUGGGGUUACUGGAAUGGAAGGGAGGAUAUCCACUGGUCAGAUCCCGGAAGGAGCUCUGAGACCAACCACGCAACAAGGAUUUGUGGCACAACGUCCAGCCAGCCGCCUCAGAAGUAAGUUAAAGAUAAUUAUAUUAAUUUUACUCCUAUUUACAUCUCUUCACAAACAAGGAAGAUUUAUGAUAAGAGAAACGUGUUUGUUAGAGAUUUUGCAGUCACAUUUUGACCCUAUCUCGUUAUUACAAUACUAUCUACGUUCUCCCCGAUUUUAGCCGGCGUUAGUGGAAGACAGAUUGCUGACAAAACGUACUUCAUUGGACUGUUGAACACUCAGCUAACCUCCUUGCAAGACGAAAUUAACUCCCUUGAAAAUGAAUUACAAAAAGCCGAACGAGAACAGCGCAAUCUCCUGAUUUACGAGCAAAAGUGAGCAUGAUCAUCAGCUGGAGAGGGCUGUUUUUGGAUGGAAAAAAACAAAAACAUCGAUUAUCAUACAGUACUUUUAUACAUUCGUAUUUACAGGGCAGAGGAACAAGCGAACGAACUAAAACGAUUACAAGGAGAAUUUGCUGACUAUAAUCUUAUAAUUGAUCGGCAGAACACAAAUAUUGAUGUCUCCGAAUUGGAAAUCGAUAUUCAAAAUCAGGAAAGAAAUAACGAAGAGUUAAUCAAAGUAGUGGAAGAUCUUUAUCAUGAAAGACAACAGAAGGAAGAAGCUUGUCAAGAAUUGGAAGAGGAGAUCGAGGCCAUCAAAAAGAGUAACAUGGACUUUAUGGAUGAGAUUGGGACUGCCAAAAAGGAAGAAUUUGAAAACCUGAAAGAAGAGAUGGAAGAAUACAGAAGGAAAUUGGAGGAAUCCCAGAAUGAAGUACAAGAACUGGUCAAGAAAAAGGAUAAAUUGGACUUGGCCUUGGCCAAGUCUCCUCUAAAACAACACUCCAGUAAGUGUAAUGUAUAUUUCGAAACACACCAGAUGGGGUGUUCUUUGUGUUUCGCAGAGAUUAUUGAUCAGUUCUUUGAUCCGUACUUUGAAUCGUAAAUACGUAGGACUUCUUUUUUUAUUUUCUUGUCCAUAUGUUGAUAUUAGUCACGUUUUUGUGAGAUCCACAAAUUUCAGUGAAUCUGCAAGAACAAAUCGACGGAUUAAAAGAAAAGAAAAAUCAAUUAAUGAAUGAAAUGCAGUCAGGCCAGAGUCCGGAAGAUCAGAAGAACGAACUCAUGGAACAGAUCAAAAAGAACAACGAAGAGAUCAACAACAUGAGAGAACAGUGGGUGGUUCUUUCCUUUUAAAGCGUUCUUUGCUCUCAUGAUUAGCUUUUUUUUGCAACGACUUCAAAGUAAAAAAUAACCUGGGCUACAAUACUUAGAAGCGGAAGAAAAAAAUUGACAACACAGAGACGCAAUGUAAUCACGCGUGUUCCGUUGAUUAUUUUUCGGACUUUCGGUACUUAUCAAUCACAGCCAUUACUGUAAUCGUACCAUAAUUUUGCAGGAUCGAAGAAUUGGAAGCCCAAAUCCAACUGUCUCAAGAAGAGCUCCGAGAAUUUGAAAAUGAAUACGAAAUAAUCGCUGGAGAAAAGAACGAGCGUUAUAGAGAGUUGAAAUUAAAAGAGCGUCAGCUAGAUGAAUUCCUGAGUUCUUUCGAUUCCCAUAAAGUGGAAUUGGUGGCAGCUUUGAGCAAGAAUCAGAGCAGAGUGGUCUCCCUCCUCAAAUUGAUCUCUAUCAACUGUCAGCGCGAUGAAUUGGCCGCUACCGUAACCGGGCUCGAUGAGUCUGCAAUAAUGGCAACGAUGGGUUCAUCGGUAAAUCCAGGGGAAUUACAAGAUUGUGAGUCAAAGUAAGCAAAUAUUAUUUAUUUUUUAGUGCAUCUACGGUUACAAGAAGAAUUAAACAGAUUGGACGAGAAGGAAAAACAUUAUUUUACGGAAUUGGACAGCUUAAAAAAACAGAAGGAACUCAACGAACUUACUGAAAAUGAAUGGAAAAACUUUGAAAACUUAAAAACCCAAUUGAAGAAAGAUGUACAUGUAAGUAGUUUAGUUAAUUUAUAAUUAAGGCAACGGUUCAUAAUGGGCAGAAACCAGCAUGGGCAGAUUCCAUAAUGGGCAGAUUUCGAGAGCAUGUUCUAAUGUCAUAGAUAGCCUUACAUCUUUGUAAAAAAGUGUAAAUCGAAAAAAAGCAUUAAUCGUAAGUGUAAAUUUUUCAAAAAAGUUCAACUUUGCAAAGUCUUAAUUUUGAUGCAACACAUUUAGAAAUGACGUUACGCAAAUGUGUUGUAAGUGUAAAAACGUAACUGCAUGUGUAAUUUUUUAGUGUAAUGUUGAAAAAAUAGUUUUGAAGGGUGAACUUCCAACAAUCUUAGAUCAGAAUUUACUCGUUUUUAAAAUUACAGUUUAAAAAAAGUAAUCUUACACUUAAAUUUUUACACUUACUACAAAUUUGCCAUUAUAGCAUCGUUUCUAAAUUUGUUGCAUCAAAAAUUAUGACUUCUUUCAAAUUGCACUUUUUUGAAAAAUUUACACUUAUUUAUUUGUUUUCGUUUUACACUUUUUUACAAAGAUGUAAGGGUGUCUAUGACAUUCGAACGGGCUCUCGAAAUCUGCCCAUUAUGGACGGACACGAUAAUUAAUUGUUAUAGGAAUUAGAAUCGGAAUGUAAUGUCAUCAAAAAUAAGAAAAAUCAACUGGAUGGAGAGCUGAAUGAAUUGCAACAAGAGUUUAAUGGACUAGAUGCUUCGGCUAAAGCGAGUGCUCUCUAUUCAAAGGUUUGUAAAUUUUUGUCUUCUAUAAUUAUCUAAUUGAUUUUAGUUCAUUGAUCUAAAACACGGACUGGCCGUCACAGAAGAUGAAAGGAGUAGAUUGGAGGUCGAGUUAAAGGCUAAACAGGCCGAGUAUGACUACCAAACACUCAAAGUUGAGGUAAACCCGUCAAUUCUUACUUUUCAUUAUUUUUUUAUGUUAUUUGAAUGCUUAAAGCAGCAGAUUACCGUAUCUCUUUGGAUUUUUUGGACUUGAUUUCCCACACUGUGACCUCGUAUUUUAUUCUAAUUACAGGCAUUGGCUCUGAAGACCGAGCUGAAUCAAGCUCUAAUCGAAUCCUCAUCAAGUCGCCGUUAA